UAAGGGUGAGUAACACCUGCUGCUCUGUCACUUCAGAAAGGGGAGCACUGUUAACACCAGACAGACAUGGCUGCAACCACCGCUCAGCCCAUGGGGACUCUGCCCAGCGGAGUUGGGAUAUGCACGACAUUCCCAGAUCUAUUUUACCUGCCGGAGCUGGUGUUUGGUGGUUUGGUGUGGAUCCUGGUGGCGUCGACACACGUUGAUCCGCCGAACCCUUUGGGCUGGGUGAUGUUCGUCUCUGUCUUCUGCUUCGUCAUGACCUUCCUCUGUAUGGUCAUCUUCAGUUCAGGGGCUCAUAAGAACAGCUCAGGCUGGGCUGCUGUUGACGUUGCUUAUCAUGCCUUAGCAGCGUUCUUCUACCUCAGUGCAGGAGUGGCCCUGGCUUAUAUCACUGUGUUACAAGGUUCAUUUCAGAACCUAAAAAUCCACAGGAUUGACAUCGCAGCUGUGGUCUUCGCCUUCGUGGCCACUCUCUUCUACUUCAUUCACACCAUCCUCUCUGCCAUCCGAUGGAAAAACUUCUGAGGGGUGACUCUGGAUCACAGACACACAUCUCCAAGAACAUUGCUCAUUACUGUGCACGUUGGAAUUACUCACAAGCGAAAGUGACCUCAUCAGUUAUGGAAUGCAGGAUUCUGAAUCAUGUAUUAAUAUUUAGUAAAAAAAAUUAAGGUGUGGAUUCAAAGUUAAAGCAGUGUAAUGAAAGCAAAUGAAGACUUGUUGCCAUUGAUCAAACACAUAAAGGUAUAAGGUUUGUUGCUCAAAAGCUCAGUAAAAUAUAUGUUUGUGGUCACAUGUCAGAACCAUGCAGCGUGAUGUACACAGGACUAUUAGUCUGGUGAUAUUCUAGGGAUCACUGAUAUGUAAUAAUACCUCUUGUUUUGCUUUUUCAGUAUGUUGAGCCUUUAGCAAAUAUGUAUUUUUACAAAAUCUAUACCUAUGCAUAUACAAGUAAACAUUGUUUUUGAUGCAACUGUAGAAUUUAUUUUAAAAAGCCCACCAAUAUACACAGAGAAGCUUUUGAUUGAUUGCUACAAGCUAUAAAAUAUCUGUCACAAACUCAUUUCAUUACUAAAUUUCUGUCAAGACAGACAGUAAAUAUGCCAGUUUAUCUUCUGUACUCCUGCUCCCCCUCCUUUUUGUACACAAUUAAACAGAAUAAAGACAUUAACAUGA
Messenger RNA from Betta splendens (Siamese fighting fish), 1179 nucleotides. Its product is annotated as myelin and lymphocyte protein-like. The coding region runs from base 67 to 528 and encodes 153 amino acids. Gene Ontology annotation, molecular function: structural constituent of myelin sheath. The transcript has 4 exons. Lineage: Eukaryota; Metazoa; Chordata; Actinopteri; Anabantiformes; Osphronemidae. Gene Ontology annotation, biological process: myelination. The record is from RefSeq and is a predicted model, not a curated record. Gene Ontology annotation, cellular component: membrane.